This is a messenger RNA of Corylus avellana, 857 nucleotides long. RefSeq names its product ribosome biogenesis protein. NCBI's taxonomy places the organism in Eukaryota, Viridiplantae, Streptophyta, Magnoliopsida, Fagales, Betulaceae. Gene Ontology annotation, cellular component: 90S preribosome; preribosome, small subunit precursor; nucleolus. The record is from RefSeq and is a predicted model, not a curated record. Gene Ontology annotation, biological process: maturation of SSU-rRNA from tricistronic rRNA transcript (SSU-rRNA, 5.8S rRNA, LSU-rRNA).
CUUCACUUUUCCCAUUCAUCGACCCAGACCGCCUACGCCAGCCACGAAUCCGGCCAGCCCAGACGACGCCAGCCAGCCCAAUCACUUCUUCCGGCCGCUGCUCCUCCACGCCGGCUUGAUAUUCAUUGUUUGGCCCCAGAAAAUCGAAAUCUUCAGUGAUGGGAAAGUCACGUUCACUCAGACCGGAAUCAAUGUCCAAAUCCGACCUUAAAUUCGAGAAGAAGCGCCAGUUCUAUGGCAAGGUUAGAGAGACUGUUGCUGCCUUGAGUGCCCAGAAGGCUAUUGGUAAGAAGAAGAAACAUCGAAGGGGGCAGAAGAAGUUGAAAGUAUAUGAUCUCUCUUCCCUCUCAGAGUUCCUUCCUGAGUUGAAGACUCCGCAGCAACCAACUCCUGCAGCUGAGUUCAACCUGAAUUGUAAAUCUCGGCAAAAGUUAAUCUUGAAGGAAGGUAAACAGUUGAGUGCAGUUCUUAACCAUCCUGCUUUCCGGUUGGAUCCUCUGGCUGCCAUUUAUCAACACCUGCAGAGCACACAACCGGUUACAGAUGAGAAACCAAAGAAAAGGAAAAACAAGAAUGGAGGGAAGAAGAGAAAAGAGAAGAAGUCUAAGGUUUCAGAUGGGCCUCAAUCUAUGGUUAUGUGAUUUAAAAGAUAAGCUUUCCCAUUCUGCUUCUUUGAGCCAUAUUUGUUCAUAUCAAGUUUUAAAAGUUUAGAAUGCUCACAAUUUGGAAUGUAAAAUACACUUGCCUUUCUGUAGAGAUACUAUUAAUCUGAACAGUGUAAUUUUUCUUUUCCUUUUUCUGUCAAGAAUAUAUUUGAGAAGGAAAUAUCAUCUGGUUUUUGAAGCCUUUCAUUUUUA